AUGGCGUCCCUCCUCCGACGACCGCAGAACAUUGCGCGUUCAUCGCGGCAAGUUAUUGAGGCGGCCUCAUUAUCACAAACACUCGCCCGGAGACCAGCAUCACUACCCAGGCCGCUCUACGCCUACGCUCGCAGCCGACAGUAUGCGACCAAGCCGGGGCAGGAUGGCAAGGACAUUGACAAGUCCAAGGAGGGCAAGGCGGCGAAGGGCAUGGAACAUCUCUACAACAAGUCUUCGCCUAUGUCACCCGGUAAGCCCCCUGGUGGCGACAAAGAGCCUUCCGAGGACACGACACGGCCAGGCUUCACCAAGCUGUCUCCGGAUGAGGAGAAAGCGCUUGAGGAUGUCUUCGGUUUGGUGAAGAAGGGCAUGCCUUCAAGCAUGGCUGAUGAUAUAAAUCGCGCUUUGGAACGGAUAAAGCGCGAAGGCCUGCCUUCUGAACUACGGGAGACGAUCAAAGAGGUGCAAGCUGAGGGCAUGAGCCCGGCGCGAGCCGCGAAGCUGUGGCGGCUGACCACACACAUUGCGCGCGAGAACGCUGAGAAGACUGUGAACGAGAAGCUUGCGGAUCAGAAAGAGGCGCCGCAGCAGAAAACAUCCGAGAGUCCUGGACCGAAAGAGAGCGGAAAGAAGGAUGAGGGUGGCGACAAAAAGCGAAAGCCGAACGAGAUGUUCUCGAAUGUUACGGAGAUCAAAUUCGACCUUUCAAACUUCCUCGUCUCGGCGUUCGUCGCCUAUCUCCUCUAUCGCCUGGUUGUCCCUACGGAAAACAGCAGAGAAAUAACAUGGCAAGAAUUCCGGAAUACCUUCUUCGACAAGGGCUUGGUGGAGAAGCUGGUCGUGAUCAACGGCAACCAGGUUCGCGUCUAUCUACACCGCGAGAAUGUAUCUUCCAUGUACCCGGAGUCACCUGCGGCACAACCUGGCUUCUACUACUACUUCUCCAUUGGCAGCGUGGAAGCCUUCGAGCGAAGAGUGGACGAAGCUCAAUCAGAACUCGGAAUCCCUAGCUCGGAGAGAAUACCCAUCAGCUACCACCAGGAAGGAAGCUGGUUCAAUACUCUCCUCGCGUUUGGACCGACUCUUCUUUUCAUUGGCGCCAUCUUCUAUCUCUCGCGAAGAGCGGCUUCUGGUGGCGGCGGCGGGCAAGGCGGCAUAUUUGGCAUGGGCAAGAGCAGGGCGAAGAAGUUCAACCAUGAGACGGACAUCAAAGUCAAGUUUGCCGACGUUGCUGGAAUGGAUGAAGCCAAAGGGGAGAUUAUGGAGUUCGUUUCGUUCUUGAAGGAGCCUGGCGUUUAUCAGAAACUUGGUGCCAAGAUCCCACGAGGCGCCGUUCUGUCUGGUCCACCAGGUACCGGUAAGACACUCCUGGCCAAAGCGACUGCGGAGAUGUUUGUUGGUGUCGGUCCCAGCCGAGUACGAGAUCUCUUCGCGAACGCUCGCAAGAAUACCCCUUGCAUCAUCUUCAUUGACGAAAUCGACGCCAUCGGCAAGUCUCGGUCGAAGCAGAACUUUGGCGGUGGUAACGACGAGCGGGAGAGCACACUCAACCAGAUCCUGACGGAGAUGGAUGGCUUCAACACUCAAGAGCAGGUUGUUGUGUUGGCCGGUACGAACAGGGCUGAUGUGCUCGACAAGGCGCUCAUGCGACCUGGCCGGUUCGAUAGGCAGAUCUACAUUGACCACCCAACGAUGGAGGGCCGCAAGCAGAUUUUCGAUGUGCACUUGAAGAACGUCGUAACGACAGGCGAGGAUCUGGAGCACAUCAAGGGACGACUGGCAGCGCUCACGCCAGGCUUUUCUGGUGCCGACAUUGCCAACUGCGUCAACGAAGCCGCGCUGGUGGCUGCCCGCGCCAACUCGGAGAGCGUGAAGAUGCAGCACUUUGAGCAGGCUAUUGAGCGUGUUAUCGGUGGCCUCGAGAAGAAGUCGCUCGUGCUCUCUCCCGAGGAGAAGAAGACAAUCGCCUACCACGAAGCUGGCCAUGCCAUCUGCGGUUGGUUCUUCCAAUGGGCUGACCCUCUACUCAAGGUCUCCAUUAUUCCUCGCGGCAAGGGUGUGCUCGGCUACGCACAAUACUUGCCCGGCGGCGGAGGCGACGAAGUCCUUAUGAACAUGCGCCAGAUGAUGGACCGCAUGGCCAUGACGCUUGGUGGACGAGUCAGUGAGGAGAUCCAUUUCGAUACUGUGACCUCCGGCGCCAGCGACGACUUCAACAAGGUGACCCGGAUGGCCACGGCUAUGGUGACCAAAUGGGGCAUGAGCGACAAGAUUGGCUACAUGUACUACCCCGACGCCAGUGAGAGCCAGGACUCGCAGCUGCACAAGCCUUUCUCUGAAGACACUGCGCGGAAGAUUGAUGAGGAGGUGAAGCGGAUUGUCAUGGAAGCUUACACGCAGUGUCGACAGCUUUUGACGGACAAGAAGCAUGAAGUUGGUCUUGUUGCUGAGGAGCUAUUGACCAAGGAGAUGCUUACUCGGGAUGAUAUGGUACGGUUGCUUGGUCAGAGGCCGUGGGAAACGAAGGGCGAGUUUGACAAGUACUUUGGCGGUGGGCGGUCGCCCGGGCUUGAAGAGGGUCGUGGCAAGAACCCAGGGGGUGUAGGUGAUGCAGGUGGCGCCGGCGAUUCGAGUGGUGGUGGUCCAGCUCUGCCGCCGGGAAUUGGAAGGGGUCCUGAGGAGGCAGCCCCUUCGCUCUAUCGCAGACUGUAG
Saxophila tyrrhenica is the source of this 2712-nucleotide messenger RNA. It is a transcript of the gene AFG3, whose product is annotated as AAA ATPase afg3. Gene Ontology annotation, molecular function: zinc ion binding; ATP hydrolysis activity; ATP binding. Lineage: Eukaryota; Fungi; Ascomycota; Dothideomycetes; Mycosphaerellales; Extremaceae. Gene Ontology annotation, biological process: mitochondrial protein processing. Bases 1 to 2712 code for a protein of 903 amino acids. The transcript has 2 exons. Gene Ontology annotation, cellular component: m-AAA complex; membrane. The record is from RefSeq and is a predicted model, not a curated record.